CUACGGUAUGAAACAGUUUUUGUGUCAUUAUUUUCAUGGCAAAGAUGCUACUGUUUAACAGAAUAUAUCGAAAUGUGUAUAAUAAUGAACGAUGGGAGGGAUGCCAAAUAAUCUACAUUUUUCAUGGAAUCUACGCGCUUUAGAGCCUAUAUAUAAUCGCUGCAAUACAAGCAACAGAUAUGUAAAGUGUCAGACGUCAUGGCUGACAACUCAAUGCAGUACUAUGUUAGGUUGCGAAUUUGAUCACAAUGAUAAAUGGCCAUACCUUCGGAACACUGAUUGUACCUUAUACAAUCUAUGUUUCCAGACUCAAUUAACUUGCCUACAAAGCAGACGGAUGGUUUGGAAUAUAACAAGCAAUCGUUCUUCAAUUCACAAUGCUUACCAUAGUUCAUGUUUCCCUACUUCGUCAACUCACGGCACCGUUAGGCAAUACAAUAGUGAGUCAAAAGAUGAUGAGUCAGCUUCACAGAAAAAGCAUGCAUAUAAGAAUGACCUUAUAAAAUCAGCAGAAACAUACCAUAUCUUGCGGAAUCUCAAACUAAAUAAACCUGAUGAUUUCCAGGCCAGUAUUAUGUGGUGGAUGAAAGGAUAUGUAAAAUCAUCCGGAGAUCAUAUUAUAAAAUACAAUGAAGAUGAUCCCAUUGAUGGAGCAGUUGGAAGUGCUCUAGGAAGAGUAGCAUUAGUAGUAGGAGGGUCAAAAACAGGCAAAACUACUAGCUACAUGCUGGCGCUCUCUGACAUAGUAAAUCAAGAAAGGCAUGACCUUGAAAAGUUCGGUCCAAUUCGUGAUGAAUAUCGCAAUAAGCUCAUACUGAAAAAAUCUAUAAGUACAACCCAUUACCACUCAAGAACAGAUAUGCCCAAAAUACACGGUAUACCGAAAUUUGAUUGGAAUGCUCUAAUAGUGCCGUUGGGUGUAGUAUUAGUACCGCAUAGAGAAAUUGCUCAAGAAUUGUUUGAACUGAGUUGCAAAAUGCAGUUAAGAACAAGGUUGCUUGCAGGAGGUAUGGGUAAUAAAAAGGCUGCCUCUUUUAGAGGCGGAUAUGCCACCGUAACAAAUGAUAAGCAGUAUGAUAACAUUGACCUGAUUAUAUCAACACCAGAAAUGUUAGUGCGUGUGUUGAACGGUGCUUAUAAUGAUACUAGGAUUGAUAUUAAAUAUCUGCAAUUCCUGAUCAUGGAAGAAGCCGAUCUCCUGUGCGACGGAUUUUACUUAGAACAAAUGAAUGAAGUAUUAAACAUGAUACAUUCUUAUAAAUUGAGAACUAUUUGCAUAACAACUGCUAAAACUGACGCCCUAAUGAACUACUUACAACACUCGCAUCUAGAUGGAAAGGGCGAUAUGCUGUCUCAAAUUCAAAUAACUCAUCCAAAGAGUCAUAGCGUUGGUCAAAACGUAAAGCAAAUAUUCACAGCAAUUGCACAGGGUGACCCUGUGGAUAGACUUAUUGAAACCUUUGAUGAGCUAGAUGUACGAGUUGGUUCUGGAGGACCCAAAACAUUAGUUUUUUGUAAUACUGUUAAAUGUUGUAAGUUCUUAGAACAUACACUCAGUGACCGUGGAUAUAAAGUUGUAUCACUUCACGGAGAAAUGGGAUAUGGACAAAGAACAAAGGCAAUUAAAGACUACGGAACGCGGAAUAAUAUCCUUGUGGCUACGAACUUUGCCAGUAGAGGCAUAUUGAAUAAAGAGGUAGAUAACGUAGUCUCUUUCGACUUCCCGGAUAACGUAGCAGAAUAUCUACACAGAGCUUCUAGGGUAUCCACCAACGGAACAGUGAACACUUUAUUUAGCAAAAAACAUAUACCAAUGUUGAAAAAUAUACAGCGAAUCAACACAGUUGACCAUCAAAUAGAAUAUAGAAAUGUAAGUGCAAGGGUCGCAAGGGUAUUGCAACUACAGCUUGAAUGGGAUGCUAAAAUAGCACUCAGAAAUAGGAAACUUAAAAAGGGUGGUAGAAAAGCCCUAAAACUACCACCUAGACGCAACAUACUAUCACCUGCAAACAAAAAGGCAAUGAAGCGUUUCUACCUCAGAGAGAAAGCCAUUAAGAAAGUACAACUCCUUCAAAAACGUGGUGUACUGCGUAAAGGUUAUGGAUUACCAAAAUGGCCUGAUCGCGCAAUAGAAGCAAGUGAUAGUCAGGAAUUUGUAAGAAUGCAACGUUCCGCAGAUGGUUUUCUGCAAAUCAUACCAAAACGAAGGUCACGCACAAAAACGAUUGUACAGGAAGGUGGUUAUGAUCACGAUGCCAUACCCAUAAAAAAUGCUCCUACAUAUCAAGAGGAAACAAAGUUGAAGCCUAGAAAACAUCACCGAAAUACACACUUUUCUUAACAACGGAACAU
Messenger RNA from Babesia bovis T2Bo, 2352 nucleotides. Its product is annotated as Helicase conserved C-terminal domain family protein. The record is from RefSeq and is a predicted model, not a curated record. The coding region runs from base 92 to 2341 and encodes 749 amino acids. The transcript has 5 exons. Gene Ontology annotation, cellular component: mitochondrion. Gene Ontology annotation, biological process: mitochondrial large ribosomal subunit assembly. Gene Ontology annotation, molecular function: nucleic acid binding; ATP binding. Lineage: Eukaryota; Apicomplexa; Aconoidasida; Piroplasmida; Babesiidae.